Colletotrichum chrysophilum is the source of this 678-nucleotide messenger RNA. RefSeq lists its product as uncharacterized. The transcript has 2 exons. The record is from RefSeq and is a predicted model, not a curated record. The coding region runs from base 1 to 678 and encodes 225 amino acids. Lineage: Eukaryota; Fungi; Ascomycota; Sordariomycetes; Glomerellales; Glomerellaceae.
AUGUCGCUGCAAGACAGCUCAUCAUAUAACGAGCGACUCAUUUCCAUCGUUAAAGGAGAAACCUUGCCUGCAGAGGACUCUCCCAUCGAGAAGAUUGUUCUCGAAAUUUGGCAACAGAUGAGGGCCAUUGACAAGCCCCUCUCAGAUGAUGUUGAAGUGCCCACCUUUGAAUUUUGGCGCUCCCAGAAUGCCGAAGCUCGGCUAGCGAAGAAGAGCAUUGCAGAGUACCUGGAGUAUCGAGAGCUUGACGUUGCUUCGCAGCUCCUUCUGGCUUUGCAACGCUUCUCACAGGGCAUCACCGUCACGAAGGAAGAACUAGCCUCCGUGUCUGAAAUCGAGCUAAACUACACGCAUCACAUCUCUGUCAUCAACGACAUUUUGAGUUGGGACAAGGAAUACCGUGCGUCCAAAGACAUCAACGCCGAAGGAUCCAUCGUGUCCAACAUUGUGCAGGUUUUAGCCAACGAAACAGGCUUGGACUACGAUGGGUCGAAACGAGUUUUGUGGACCAUGUGUCGUGAAUGGGAACGAAACCAUGCGGAUCUUGUUGCCAAGAGGCUGGAAGAAGGAUGUUCUGAUUCUUUGAAGGAGUACCUGGAGGGAAUCGAGUUGCAGAUGUGUGGUAACGAGCUGUGGAGUCGGACUACCUUCCGGUACAAUGCCCCCGGCUUGAAUUAG